AUUUGGGCUCAAGCCAUGCUUUGAAACCCCGUUUCUUGGCGCGCCGUGGUCAUGGCCCAGCCGAUGGCGUCAAUUCCCUUCGAGGUGGUGGUUCGUGGUGGCGACUCGCGCCAGGUCGUGGCGGCUGUGGCGAUCGGCCUCUGGCGUGCCGGCUGGGCUGAGGCGUCCGGCGCCGCUCUUGAGGACAAGGAGAUUGAGGCGGAGGUCCAGGCGCGCGCCCAGCGCAUCCAGCCCGUCCUGAAAGCGAAGGUCGCGGCAGCGGCCCAGGACAGGGUUCCAUGUGUGGACGGCGGCGACAAGGCGAUGCGCAACGCUGGUGAACAUGAUCUGUUCGGCGAAGGGGCCGAGUCGCUCCACAAGUCGGGGCGCGAGGCGAAGAAACCCCAGCGACAGAGCAGCAGGCGCGCCAUCAAGACGGGCAGCUCGUCGGUCUCAAAGGUCGACGAUGGUGACAACUCCUUCUUGGUGUCAGCGCUCAGAGUUCAGGAGAUCGAGCCCAUCGGGAAGGCGAUCACGGGCAUCCACGACGGGUCGGUCGACGACCUAGUGCCCAUGAAGGUGUUGCUCAACGACGUCUUCAAGUUGUUGGAGGCGAACCAGAUAAUGACGGGCGAAGCCUACAGUGGCGCCUCCCUGAAGGAGCCUGCUUUCGGGCUGGUGCAGGCCGUCGAGUUCAUGGACGCCAUGCGCGAGCUGUCGCAGACGGCCGGCGCGCCCAGCAACGCUGACUUUGGGAAAGAGAUCUUUGCGGUGCUCACCAGCAAGAAGACGGACGGUUACUUCUCGAUGGCCCAGGUCGACGACGAGCUGGGGAAGAUCAACGUGCCCUGGGCGCAAGAUCAGCCGCGAGGCAUGGCGGAAAAGCUCCAGGAUAGCGGUGAGGUGGAGAUCUCCUUUUCCGUUUCGGCCAUGACGGAGGGGCACGAGGUCGUGGAAGGCAUGCACAGUUGCCCCGAGGGCGACGCGAAGGCCCUGCUGGAGCAGGCUGCGUUUUGCCGCGACGCGGCCAUCGGUGUCAUCGUCGACGCAGGCCUCGUCGAGGAGUUCCAGCGGGCCUUCAAGGACCAGCUGCGGACGGCCUGAUCGGGCCGUCGGUGGCCGCCCCGCCCCCCCCCUCCUCCUCGUGGCGAGCGCGCGGGGCGGCGGCCGCGCGGCCACGAUCGGCAGUUGGACGGCGUCGGUGCCAGCGCAGCUCUACCAGACAUCAGUCCCCAGGAGGAGGCUGCAGCAGAGUCCUGCGGGAGUGAAAGUCGCACGCGGGACUUCGGUGCCGCGCGCGGUGUUAGUUCUUCCUGCCUGCGCUGCGGGCCCCGACUUGGCAUCUGGUCAA
Molecule: messenger RNA, 1330 nt
Organism: Prorocentrum cordatum
Lineage: Eukaryota; Dinophyceae; Prorocentrales; Prorocentraceae
Source: the annotation of a GenBank genome assembly